CUUACGUCUCCUCUGGCGUCGCGAGCAAAGAGUUUUUGAAACGAGGAGAAAGUCUUCUUAUGGCAAGAAAAAAACCAGCAAUGUUCUUGCGGCUCAACAGGUGUUGUAUCAGGUGUUACGACGCUGAGACGGGCAUGCAUCACAGGCGACGCUACGGAGCCUAUUAUGAACAGUGUCAGUCGUCCCAGUGAAGACGUCGAGGACUGUUUAUUUUUUUAGCUAGAAGACAGAGUCCUCGGAGAGGAAGGCCGCCCGCGCCACGCCGUUCAUGCGACUUCAGAUGCGCAAUAUCGGCAGAAUCGAUUUCCUGACCAAAAACGCAUACUAGGCGAUGUUCUGGACCAAAAACAACAAGAUGAUCCUGGUAAGUAGAGCAAGACCGAAGAUGUAGGAAUGGACACCGAUCUUCAAGUGGGGAUGCUUGUUGCGCGCCGCCUUGAGCGUCUAGGAACCGAAGACUUCAUGAUGCGCAAGCAUUUUGCAACCACGUCUCUGCAGCCUCGACGUAACAAGAGAAGUACCUCUCGCGACUCCCUUCGUAGUCCGUCGAUGCAACGUAGCCACAGGAACAUGGAGUAUCACGCUGAAGGAUACGUGGUGCGUAUUGUUGCCCUGCCAGGAGAACGCCGCAAGACUAGGAGUGAAUCGCGGUUACAAUUUGGUACUUAAAUACUCAG
This is a messenger RNA of Amoebophrya sp. A25, 677 nucleotides long. The record is from the annotation of a GenBank genome assembly. NCBI's taxonomy places the organism in Eukaryota, Dinophyceae, Syndiniales, Amoebophryaceae.